Messenger RNA from Daldinia vernicosa, 1228 nucleotides. RefSeq lists its product as uncharacterized. The record is from RefSeq and is a predicted model, not a curated record. The coding region runs from base 403 to 660 and encodes 85 amino acids. Gene Ontology annotation, cellular component: cytosol. Gene Ontology annotation, molecular function: metal ion binding; copper chaperone activity. NCBI's taxonomy places the organism in Eukaryota, Fungi, Ascomycota, Sordariomycetes, Xylariales, Hypoxylaceae. Gene Ontology annotation, biological process: copper ion transport. The transcript has 2 exons.
CUGGAACUUGGAAUGGAUUGGAACUUGGCCAUCUGUUUCUAGUCCCGUCUUAAUCACGACUUUUAGGUACUUUUUUUGCCUGAGGCAUAACUGACAAUUAUUAAUACACUUACAAACAAACGUCCAUCCAUCCAACACACACUCCCGGCCGGCCGUGCCACCAUACACCAUUCACCAUACUACCCGAGAGGCAUAUAUAAUAACCGUCGCUUUUCCUUCUUCCGGCCAUCUUACGGUAACUUGUACGUAGACAGACAAAAGCCAAUCUUUACCUCGUUUUUCGGAAUCGCAACCAGACAACUUUCAACUAACUACCCUGCUGAUUUACAUCGUUUAGAUACCCCUCAUCCUUUUUCUUUUUCCGCAAAGCCGAUACCUACCUAUCUAUCUUUACUAUUCGCAAUGGCCGACCAGGAGCACACUUACAAGUUCAACGUCAGCAUGAGCUGCGGCGGCUGCUCCGGCGCCGUUAACCGCGUGCUGGGCAAGCUAGAGGGCGUCCAGAGCUACGAAGUCUCCCUCGAGAAGCAAGAAGCCCUCGUCGUAGCCAAGCCAGGCCUCGACUACGAAACCGUGCUCAAGACGAUCAAGAAGACGGGCAAGAAGGUCAACUCGGGCUUCGUCGACGGCGAGUCGCGCAGCAUCGAGGUGGCCGAGUAAAGCGGAUCGCAGAACCACAGCAAAUACAAUAUUUUGGGCAUGGCAAUGGCAUGGCAAUGGCAAUAAAUAGGACGCGGUGUGGUUUGGAUGGAGUAACUCCCCCGCUGCUUGCGAGGAAUACAUACAUAGAUGCAUGCUUCUUGUUUAGGCCUUCGAUAUGGUCGUGCGUGUUAUUUAUGCAGCCGGCUUUCUUUUUGUACUCUGUUAAGAGGUACCUAACCUAACCCAACACUCGGUUAUUAUGGUGAGAUCGAUGAAAACGAUCCGGGGCGGGCCGUGGGAAUUCCAUACAUACAUACGAUAGUAUAAAAGUCAAGGCUCGCGACUUAUGUAUAGCCCGGCAUGGAUCGAUCUUGCAUAUGCGAUGCGCACCUGUGCUGACAAUAGAGAAUACCUUUGAGGUAGUUUUAUGGAUGAUUGCUAUUUAUUGUUACUAUGUGUUAUUGUUAUAUGUCUGUCUUGUUUGAGUACAUAAUGUAUGAAGAAGGAUGCUGUGGCUUCUGUAAUGACGAGCCUACUACCUAUGUACUGCUAUGUUGUCCGUGAUAUCCAACGAAGUAAAUGCUCG